Messenger RNA from Toxoplasma gondii ME49, 7002 nucleotides. RefSeq lists its product as hypothetical. The record is from RefSeq and is a predicted model, not a curated record. The transcript has 9 exons. The coding region runs from base 1 to 7002 and encodes 2333 amino acids. Lineage: Eukaryota; Apicomplexa; Conoidasida; Eucoccidiorida; Sarcocystidae.
AUGAGCCGCCGCGUAGAGCGGUUGAGGAGGGGUGAAGGUCUCUUGUCCUUUGGUGUUGUUCACGAUUCACUUGCAGUUCUGGGACCGACAGUCCCCGGAGUGGACGACCCAAAGAAUGCAACCCCAAGCAAAUGUUCAGAGUGGUUGACCCAGUCCGAGCUGCAGAGGGCGCCCGUGCCCCGCACCUCGCGGUGGUUGCCUGUCACGACCUCGAGCGCAGAUCGGUUUGACCGUCUCCGGGACAUCUCUCUCAAGAAUGAGGCGGAUGAAGAGCAGCUGAUCCCCGGAGUGAAAUUGCGACUUAAAGACCCUGGUAAACGAGAAAGCUCCUGCCAGGACGAUGAGCCAGAUGCCUGGCAUCCCGCGUCACCUUCGCUCAUAUGGGAGCGGAACUCGACAAACGUGGGGACACGGUCAACGGCGAAUGUUUUUCCGUUCGAGCGGAUCCAGGCGACGCAGGCUUCAGAGACGCGCAUUCUGGGGGGUUACACAGAGCAACUGACGGCCCCUUUUGAGCGCGUGGGCGCGACGAGUGAAAAGUUCGCUUACAACGCAUGUGCCACCACGCUGCCGUACACAGGGCUGUGGCACGACGAAGUGACAGGGAUAAGUGACCCGACGCUUGACAGUAAGCAACUAGAAGCGCUGCAGAAAACACCCGCGAGUCGGGCAGCUGAGGCAGCGCUGCUGCGGUCACAAGCCGCGAAAGUGUGUCCACGGGCUGCGAAAGUUUUGCUCGAGGAACUGACGCGCGACGUGCCCGACGCACCCGACGCGGAAGGCCAGGCCGAUCUACAGGAGAGGCUUUUCACCAAGAAUAAAGAGUACCUCAGCGACGAUGAGCGAGUCGAAAACUUCCUUCUCGCUACAGUCCAGCCUGGCCUCGCGCUGGGCGUCGCGCAGAAGGCUGAGAAACAGGACCAGCGAAACAGGAGACGCGGACAAGCGGCCGCUGAGGCAAAGGCAAAGGCCAUCGCCUCUUUCUGGGAAUCCAGAAAGCCAGGCAGCGAGGCGCGGAAAAGGCCACCUGCGCCAGAGCCGUGGCAGCGUAGGGACGCACUGAUUCAAAAAGAAGUGGAAAAAAGUCGCGCUUCGUUGAGCGGUCCCGAGCUUGCUAUUCAUCGACGCCAUUCCAACAAGCGAAUGAUCAUUUAUGCGGAAAGGUUCUUUGGAGACCUGGGUGCGGCGUCUGAAGGUGCGGAGGCUGACCCUUUACGCCUCAUACGCGGAAAUUCGGCAACUGUCGCCCGAGAGAUCUCCAGAGAGGGGCGGCAACAAGCGAAUGCUGAGAGUCUUAUUGCCCGCCUCGAGAUGAGACUUACGGGGGGUACGCGAGGCCACGAAAUGGGACGCAAGGCUCGCGCGACGCACAGUAGGAUUUCGAGAGGCGACAGUGUGCCGAGACAGCUGAUAGCAGAACGAACAGAAGGACAAUUCGAUGGACGGCGUGGCGUGCUGGACGGUGUGGGUGGCUCACGACGGGGCUCGGGACAGCCGUGGGUGCUGGAAGACUAUCUCGGUGUCCGUCGGGCUAUGCGUCUUGCCGCGAACCUAGAACGGGACCAAGAGAGGGAGGCUGAAAUCCUGGGGAUUCCAAUCGUGAGGAGAGACAAGCCGAAGAACACCCACGCUGGGGCGCCCGAGAUGGGAGCAGAACAUCAGGCCUCAAGAACCCCUCCGACUCCGAGUGCCCCCACAAAACCUGUUUCCGUACCACCGCCAACACCGCUUCUGUCUCCGUGCCCUUCGGCCGCUUCGCCUGCCGGAGGGGAGAAGAACGAUGCUGCCUCAGCCAGCGACAGCAAGGCGGCGGACACAGGGAAGGCACCCCCCAAGCCCCCUCCUGGUUCGAAGCCAAUGCCGGGGCCCCCGCCGAAGAAAACGCCGCCGCCUCCCGGGGCGGGAAAGAAGGGUCCUUCGCCGCCGAAGCCUAAAAUGAAGUUAGCGUUUCAGAAAGUCUCCACGCAUACAGCUAGCAUCCCUACGGAAUUGCCUGAGGUGCCGAGCAACGCAGUUUCACCGCGCGUGGAAAACUUGUCGAAGGCUUCGGGAGCUGCAGUGGAGACGAAGCUAAGUGAAAAGGCGAAGCGCUCGUCAGAAUCAGAAGAUGAGAGCGAGGACGGGGAGGCUGACCUGCCUCUGCCGCUUCUGCUUCCCCAGAGCAACGAAGCAUCCGCUGCGUUGUCCUCUGCGAAUGCGCUGGACGCCAUCCGGAGAACUCGUUUUCCCACUAACUUGAGGCCGAAGCCAGUGUACGACAGUAUAGGCCGGGUCAUUUUGCCGCCUCGCCGUAAAGCGGAUGCGUCAGGCACAGCGUCAGGCAGGCCCGAAGACUGCGUCGAUAACGACAACGCGGCAGGCAUCGCCGAUCCGUCGGGCAUGGUGUCUUACAAGCUCGUAUAUGACAAUCCGGUGUACACUGGACCUUCCUACGAGGUCAUGGCCGAGUAUCAGCCCGAGCUCGAGCCCGGCGCCAAGCCUUUAGGUCCCGGCGCAGAGACCCUGAUCUACGAGCCGGCUGCUUCGCGCACGGCGUCUUCUGGGAGCUAUGGGACACACCCCGUGUUGGACAAGAAGCGAAGGCGACAAGAGGCGGAAGGGGGCGAGAGACGCCGAGGCAGAGAAGAAAGAAGUUUGCUUCCCCGCCCGACGCAGUUCGACCCCGUCACUCGAUACCCUCACGACGAGUCGUCGCGAGCCUCGCUGUCGCUGCUCGGCGUCAACGACGAUGAGUGGGUGUCGUCCGGCAUCUCUCGCCUAGCGAACUGUGUUGCCGACCUAACGACCGCACCCUCCGCUGUGGGGGUGCUGGAAAUGCUGGGAGAGCAGGGAAAGACUGGGAAACCCGUCGCGCAGGCUGCAGUGUGGCCGGCAAUGCUGAGCGAGGAGGGAGCUUUGGGACAGAACGUGGAUACCUUGAAACAGGUGGAAUGCGUGGUCGAUGGUGGCUUCCCAUUUUUGAAGCUCGAGGCUAUGCCAGGAACUUCCGCGAAGACCAGUCGCCAGCAUGCUGGCCUGAGUCUGUGGGAACUUCACUCGUCAGCGAAGAACAACAGACGGCACGAACUGGUCGACUCCUUCGGAAACGUGCGAGUCGCGCCGUUUGCCUCGCGAAUCUUCGUCCCUGUCCGCUUGAUGGGAAAAGAUAGCAAAUUCACGAAGCGCGAAGAAGCACUACAGGCCCGCUACGCCUACCCCGAGGGCCAGUUCUCCCCCGGAUACUACGUCAAAGCAGCCGAUAUCGACGAAAAGCGGCAGGCCAUCCUCCAAGCGCGGCCUCCACGUAUGUCUGUCUUCGAAUUUCAAGAGAAAAUGAGGCAGCUGAAACUCGCCAAGGCGCGGGAAGAGACCGAAAGAGCCGAGCGCGAUCAAAAGGAGGUCGACGCCCGCCUGGCGUUGAUCGCUGAAAAGGGGUUCCAGAGGAGCAAGGGAAACGCCGUGGCCGGUCACGCCAACAAAGGUGGAGUAGAUCAUGCUGUUGCAGGGGAAGGUACAAAAGGCCUGCCGACGUUCGCAGACCUUGAUGCCGAUCUGCUCAAGGAGAGAUAUAGGGCAAUUAAGAAAAAGAACGCACAUGAUAAGUCUCUUCAACAGAUUAAAAGUCUCAUCGCCGAAAAGUCCGGCAAACAAAAGUGCAAACUUAAGGUCAUGGGCCGCCACCGGCAUCCGAAGGGCACGAACAAGGAAAUCGAGUUAGAAAGGCAGAGGAAAAAGGAGAGGAUUUUGAGGAUGUUGGCAGAUCCACACCCAGACGUGAAUGCAGCGUUGCUUCUGGCCGAGAUCAAGGAGAUCGAGAAAGAACGAGGCAGCGAAAGCGACGAAUUCAACUCCAUAUCGACCCAGUACACUUUCGACACUUUUACUGUGUCUAGCUACGAGACAGUGGAGGACGCCUUCCCGCAUUACACCUUCGACUAUCCCCGGUACGACCCGUGCCCGGAGACGUUUUCCGCACUCCAGAAGGCCCGGUUGAACUACUCGGGCGUUCUCCUUGUUUCCGAAGACUUCCGCCACACCAGUGCGAAGGCGCGCGCCCGUCUUGCGGUUGCAAGCACGUUGCCAACGGGAGGUUACCUGCAUCAUCUCAUGUAUGUGGAAGUGCGCGACUCAGUAGUCUUCUUUUACUCGGACACAAAGUUUUCCGGCAUCGCCGGCGGUAAAACGGUCUUGCAUGCCUUCGCCAAGGGUCUGGACGCGUCGCAACUCGUCGUAGACGGCACAGAGGACUGGACGCUUCUUUUCGGCGUGUGCGUCGACGCCUUGACUCAAGUUGAUGUGGUGACUGUAGAGCCUUUUUGGUCCCCGGCCGCGGAGCUGCACUACGUCGCAGUCCGGAUUUCGGGGAGAAAUGCCAAUUUUCUCCCGGGCGCUCCGCCACGCGAUUUGAUAUCGACUGCGACUGAAGGGUCCAGCAAGAAGACGAAGAAGACCGCCGAACAGCGCAUAGCCCAGGAAGAGGAGGUCACCCUGUUUCUCAGUGCCGACACCGAGGCAGAGACGCUGCUGUGGCACCGUCUUCUGAAGCGCCGCGUGGCGUUCGCAAAGUACGCGAGUGCACUGGCGCAGGAGACUCGAGGAGACCGACCUGCGCUGUCGAUUGCCGAGUUUUGCCUGUCGGGAGUCAACACGGCGGUACUCAGCAUGAAGGGCGUCGCCUUCAAUCCAACCUUGGAUCAGGUGCUGUUUUCCAAUUUGGAGGAGGAAAAGAUCGACUACCUCGACAUGUCUUGUCGCAAUCUGGGCGACGCCGACAUUGCCGACCUCGUGGACAUCUUGCCCUUCUUCGUUGAGUGCGUCGACCUGAGUGGUAACCAGAUCCAGGCUGAUGAUCCCGUCCAAGUCUGCAAGCUCAUGAACAAACUGCAUGCGACCAGCGUCGACCUCAGUGACAACCCUCUGGGCCAGCGCGCGACAGGCGGCCACCUUCUCGGCACGCUCCUCACUCAGGCGUUCCUUUCGCGACUCGACAUGAAUCGCUGCCGCUUCGGUGCCGAGGCCGCCAAGGCCUUCCGCGAGAAUGUGGCGGCGAUCGGGCGGCCCGUGGAGCGCCCCAUUGCGGUUUCUCUCAGCGGCAACGAUCUCUCCGCCACCGACGUGGUCAGCAUGGUCACGAGCAUCAAGUCGAAGAUUCCUGGCGUGAAGUCGAUCUCCGUCGCCGGCAACAUGGCGCUGACAGCGGAGGAGUUCUGGGCAGCCGUCAAGGCUUCCUUCCACAAAGUCGACGUGUCCAUCCUCAACUUCGAUUUCGACCAGCGGCCAUCCCCUUCGCUCUCGACGCCAGUGUCUGGAGACAUGAACCAGUUGAAGGGCCUUCCGCUGACGCUUAGCGGGCGGCUCUUCGGGGCCGGCUGGAAGAUAUGCGGAGACCGGUACACCUGGUCUCCCGCAGCGCAGGGGGGCUCACAGUCACCGGAAACGACAAUGGGCUACCAUCAGAGAGUCGCAGACGCCGACGGCGGUCAGGCCGUGCCUCUCGUCUACUUCGAGUUAAGAGGGCCUGUCCUCAUCUGGUCCGACGUCCCUGCACGCAGUGUCGGCUGGCUGUGCCCGGAAGGGCAGAAGCUCACGUCGUCGCAGCAGCGCCCGACUGAGCCGCUGCCGAAAGACCCGAUGGCCGCGUCUCGGACGAUCUGUGCAGUACUGCUCUAUCGGGUUCAUGUUGACUUUGACGCCCACCCGAUGGUCCUGAUUGUGGAGGCACUUGAGUUGUGUGAGUCCAACGACCCCAACAGGAUUUUCCCUUCCGUGAACUUGCCGCCCUUGGACGAACUGCCAGAGCAACAGACAGUAUCCUACGUCCUCCGGGGACCGACGGACGCCGUAACCCUUGAGUGGGCCCGAAUCCUCCACGCUAGGCUUGCAGGCAUGUACUACGUACGCACAGAAGGACGAAGUCUUCACCAGCUGAGCCCGAGUGCUCUCCGUUUUUUCGAAUCCGGUGUGGGAACGAUUUUGGACUUCGGGGGGUGCCCAGUGUCUCCGAUGGGCCUGAAGUCGAUUUUCUACUUCUUGUGCAAGUACACCUGGCUGAAGUCGCUCAUCAUGUGCAACAUGCAUCUGUCGAACCUUCACUUGAAAUUUUUGUCCAAGGAGGCCUGGCAACUGUACGAUCUAGAUCUGCUGGACCUCUCUUUCAACGACUUCACCGACGCGAGUAUGGAGCUGCUCACUACUGUGCUCUGUUUCCGAUCCUGCAAGAGGCUCGUUUUAGACCAGAAUGGCUUUUCAGAUUGCGAAAACGCUGCGGACUUGGUCUUGAGAGUGGGAUGCGGCCAUGAGGUCACCUGUCUCUGUCUCAACGGGUGCAGCCUGGGCGACCGCUUCGCCGAAGCUCUCGCUAUUGGCCUCAAAACUCUGGCGCCCAACCGGGCAGACUCUUGCCUUGCUGUGGUCGAGCUGCAAAGCAACUGCAUCCACGCAGUCGCUCUCCGGAACCUUGUGAAUGCACUCGUCGGAGUCCUGCCUACGAUUGAGUCGGUGAAAGUCAGUGGGAAUGCCGACGUGGAGGCUGGAAAGAUGUCCCUCCCGUUCGCCGACUUCAAAAACACCUUCCAGGGUAUACCUGCACGCAAGCAACGCGUCAUAGGACCCAGGAAAAGGCUAAUCAAAUGGGGGGCACGUCCGACUGAGGUUGGCAGCGAAGGUCAUGACCUAUUGGUCGCGGAUGAAGCUCGUAAUGCUCUUGCUCAUACAGAAGGCAGUCCAGUACCAGAUCAACCGGCUGGUGGGGCAGAUGGGUCUGAAGGGGUUAUGGGGGCCGAUAAAGCCGGUUCGGCGGAAGGGGCUGAAAUGGGUGAGGAGGACGGCAAAGCAGAACAGGAUGCAGGCGCUGAAAAAGCUGUGACGCCUGAAGAGAGUAAUAGCGACGAUGAAAAGUCUGACAAGAGAGGCAGUGGCGAAGGCUCUGGAAAGAGUGACGACGGUGAACGGUCUGAAGAGAGCGACCAUGGUGAAGGUUCUAAAAACAAUAGCGAUGCUGAAAGGUCCGAAAAGAGCGACUAG